CGUAGAAGUAUAGAUUGCCAAUGCUACCGCGGCCCGACUCAGUCCUCCAGCGAACUCCACCGAGGACUUGUUGAUCCCUGGAACUGGCGAGGAACGCAGCUGGUCCUUACUGAUCGUCCUAGAGGGAAAAACCGGCUGAGUUGCAGUAGGGUUUAGACGCGGAACGUUAGGUCUUCGGUGUCAGUCCGUCACGAAUAUGCACACGUGCGUUGCAUUAGCCUUCGUCGCACUAGCGUGCACGACGUACUUUGGAGUGGAUGCAUGGGGCGGUCUCUUCAACCGUUUCAGCCCGGAAAUGGUGUCGAGCCUCGGCUACGGCAGCUAUGGAGGCUCCAGCGAUUACAAGUCGGGAGUGUACCAGCGGCCGUUAUCCGGUGCCUACGGGAAUUCUUAUGGGGAAUCGUUGGAGGAACUGGCGGACGUGCCGUGCUACGAGAGAACGUGCACGGCCAAUCAGCACUGUUGCCCAGGUUCCAUUUGCGUUAACGUUGACGGAGUUGUCGGACACUGCAUGUUCGAUUUCGGGCAGAAGCAGGGCGAGCUCUGCAGGAGGGACAACGACUGCGAAACUGGUUUGAUGUGCGCCGAGGUGCCCGGCAGCGAAUCCCGCUCGUGUCAACCACCGGUGACAUCGAAUAAACUCUACAACGAGGAGUGCAACAUGUCCAGCGAGUGCGACAUCGGCCGCGGUCUAUGCUGUCAGCUGCAAAGACGUCACCGACAGACACCCAGAAAAGUUUGCUCCUACUUCAAGGACCCCCUGGUGUGCAUCGGGCCCGUCGCGACGGACCAGAUCAAAUCCGUCGUUCAGUACACCUCCGGUGAGAAACGGAUCACCGGGCAAGGGAACCGAUACUUCAAGAGCGUCCCCUUCGCCUAAGACGCUCGCCGGUCGUUCCUUUUCAGCCGGCGUGAACGGAGGGAGCGUCGCAUGAAAUCAAACCCAUCGCGUCUAAUUGUCGCAGAUAUAAUUUAGUAUAAUUUUUCCUAUGAUUCAAGAAGCCUGUCGACUCGGAAAUCCUCUCGAUUCGUUCGAUGCUUCCCGACCCUGCCCCACCGGGAUCAUCCGCUCGGCUGGGGGAGGAUCGGCGACGCAAAACACGCCUUCCGAUCGGUUUUCUCCUAACAUUGCGACUGAGAAGUAUGAUACAUAUCAGAGUAGCCUGUCUCUUAGUAUCGUAAGAAGAAAUACAUAUCACUGAGAAGAUUCGCGGGGCGCGUUUCCAAUAGUUAGGCUCGAUCUUCGACGAGCUCCGUGUACAGGACGGUUCCAACCGUUCGUCCCUGUCGUCGGACAUUCCUAUCCGAUCUUUCGUUUAAUUGAUCUAGUGGGCUAGAUGUUCUCGGAGCAAUUGAAACUGAAGUCACACCAUCGGGAAACGGUCCUGUUUGCUUUGCCCUGUACGCGGGAGAAACUGACAGAUCCUCGAAUCGAGUUUCCUGAAUUUACUCGUAAGGUGUCUCCUCGAAUUACUCAAACGCACAGACAGAGUAAAAGAAUAUAUAUGGAUAUAUAUAUAUAUAUAUAUUUUCACUCGGCUGAUUCUCGGUUAAUGAAGAGGUCGGACAGAUAUCAGUGGUCAGAUAGGAGGAAUAUUUUUCACGGGGAAGCGACGGAUAUUGGCGAACCAUGGCGUGACCGUGGAACCACGAAAUCGAUGUCCAAUUGAUUGAACGUAUUCUGUUUAAAAGAAAAAAGGGGGAAAACACUAUGGGAACUUGACGGAACGAAGAAACGCUUCGUCGGUGUCUGCAGGAAUGUUAAUUCGCGUGACGGUUAACGUGAUAAUUACGCGAAUUAAGUCGCACCGUGGAUUUUCAGGACAAGCUGAUCCGCUCGACGCGUGUCCGGGAGAAAAUCUGGAAAACAUACAUAUCAAAGAAGUUUUUGCUUCGCGUAGCGUAUAUUCCGAAAUUCUCUAGAUAUACACGUAAUACACGUAUGUAUACGUAGAGAUCUGGUAUUCUAGAUUUUCCGUUUCAAUGUGAAAGUCGCUCGAUUUAAACGUUUAUCGCGGAAAUCGCUCUACACGUCAAGAAAAUCGCGGGAAUCGCUCCUUUGAAUAUUGAAAUCUCGGAGGUCGCUUUGUUAAGUGUUAAUUAAAUACUUAGCGUUUAAUGUAACGUAAUUAUCAGAUACAUACUUGUAUAUAUAUAUACAUAUCUAUAUGUGUAUAUAUAUAUACUUGUGGGAAUCGCUACAUUAACUAAUGUCUGUCUGUAAUUACUAACCGAAAAGUUCGAUCAUUCUGGGAAUCGCAGGUGUUAAUCGUAACUGUGGCUUUAAAUGAAUCCACUCGCGUCGUUGAGUCGACGACGGACAGAGCAAAUGUUACAAUUGUAAUUAUUAUCAGAAGCCGCGGUGUUAUCUUUUGGUUGUUUUAUGAAAAUGUGAAACAUCAUCGCGGACACUCUUUCUGAUGCGUCAAGUACCUGCUGCGAAAUCUGGACAAACCCUCGUUUCUACGCCACUGAUGCUAGUCAUCGAGAGUCCAAGCACACGAAUAAAAACCAAACCAACAAGAAAAAAAAAAUGGAAUCGUAUUUCUAGUUACAAGGAAGAAAAGGAUAAUUAUUAUACUUCCAACGUUGAUCGUUAUCGUGUAAGGGAACUUUAACAUAUCAUGAAUGCCUAAAUCCAUUAAGGAGAGUUUUAAUCUUGUGAAUGUUAUUACGCGAGAUAAUAUGUAUAUCGUAUUGAAAUUAUAUUUUUAUCUUCGAUCGAUAUGUAUACUUACAUUAUAUAUUUACAUAAUAUUCAUAUAUUUUCCGGAAACGUGUAUAUAAAUAUAAAGUAAUUAUAACUGUAACCCUCUGAUGCGUCGCGCGUCACGUUGCUUGCAACUAUAACCAUUGUUUUCGUAUUGGAAAUUCUAUUGAACGAUUCAGCGAGUACCGAUCCGAUAAUUUUUAAGUCAGAGAUGGAAUGAUUAUUUCGUUUGUGUAAUCGUUGAAUUGUUACCGUUUAUAAAUAGGAAAGGACUAACGUCUGAUUACUAGACGACGCCGAUGCACAUCGUCGACUUGUUGAUUGUCUGAUUGAAUAGUUUAUGAUAGAGUUCUGUAAUAUAUUGUUUACGCGUGCGACUCAUUAGGGGGCUAUGGCCGCUUGGGCCCUGAGUCAAAGUACCUCUAUCGAAAGAAUUAAUUCCAUAAUUAUAUGUGUAUAACUAUAUGUACUGUUCGAAAUUAUAAUGCAAAGUUAUACUAGUUUAAUGUGAAAUACAAUGUGGUGCAUACAAAGAUA
Nomia melanderi (Alkali bee) is the source of this 3247-nucleotide messenger RNA. It is a transcript of the gene spab, whose product is annotated as space blanket. Lineage: Eukaryota; Metazoa; Arthropoda; Insecta; Hymenoptera; Halictidae. The record is from RefSeq and is a predicted model, not a curated record.